This is a messenger RNA of Pogoniulus pusillus (Red-fronted tinkerbird), 1486 nucleotides long. Its product is annotated as endothelial cell-selective adhesion molecule-like. The record is from RefSeq and is a predicted model, not a curated record. NCBI's taxonomy places the organism in Eukaryota, Metazoa, Chordata, Aves, Piciformes, Lybiidae. Gene Ontology annotation, molecular function: cell-cell adhesion mediator activity. Gene Ontology annotation, biological process: homophilic cell-cell adhesion. Gene Ontology annotation, cellular component: adherens junction; plasma membrane.
CCCCUCCGCUACCGGCACCUGCUGCGGCCAUGGGCGCGCUGAGCCGGGCGGCGCUGGCGCUCGCUGCGCUGCUGGGCCUCUCCUCGGCGGCGCUGGAGGUCCACGUGGGCACAGGCACAGUCUUCUCGGUGGAAGGGCAGCAGGCAGUGCUGCCAGCCUGGUACACCAGCCACUCCCAGAAGCAGCUCUACGUCACCUGGCUGCUGACGAAGGACGGUGCCCAGCCCUUCCAGAUCCUGACCUACAUGGAAGGGGAGGUGAAGGUGAGGGAGACAGAGCUGAAGCCCCGCGUGGGGUUCCUGUACCCAAUCGUCACCCACAACAUCUCUGUCUUCAUCAACGCCUCCCGGGAGCGGGACUCCGGCCAGUACACGGUGAUGGUGGACGUGGCGGACGACGACAACAGCGCGCGCAAGAACGUUGGCGUCAUCAACCUGACCGUGCUGGUGCCGCCGGCUGCCCCCGCCUGCCAGCUGCACGGUGACCCUGCCGUGGGCGCCAACGUCACCUUGAGCUGCACCUCCAGGAAGGGGAAGCCCUCACCCACCUACGAGUGGCAGCGAGCUCCGCCCAACCUGCGCUUCUUCUUCCCACCGGCCCAGGACCAUGCCAGGGGCACCCUCAAGCUGACCAACCUGUCCCUGGAGAUGUCAGGCGUCUACCUCUGCGUGGCCAAGAACAGAGCAGGCUCAGCCAACUGCAGCAUCGCCCUGGAGGUGCACUCAACUAGCACCAAAGCGGUGAUCGCCGGCGCCGUGCUGGGCUCCCUGGCGGCUCUGGCCACCGUUGUCUUCUUCACCCAGCGCCUCAUCAGCUACCGCAGGAAGAAACGAGACGGCCAGGAGGAGGCAGCCAACGAGAUCAAGGAAGACGCCGUGGCCCCCAAGACGCCGUCGUGGCCCCGGAGAGCAGCCUCGGACACCAUCUCUAAGACCAGCACCUUGUCCUCCAUCGGCGGCACCCGCGACAGACCCUACGGCGCGCCCCCCCCCUCCGACACCGCCUCCGUCCUCACAGCCGCCACCAGCUACCGGGGACCCCCGCCCCGGCCAGCGGGGAGAGCCCCAAACUUCUCUCCCCAGGCCUCUAACGGGACCGCUCCCCGCCGAGAGCCGCCCGCCGGUCCGGCCGCGCUGCCCCCCUCCAGCCUGGCCCGGGCGGGAGCCGUCCCGGUCAUGGUGCCCGCGCAGAGCCGAGCGGGGUCCUUGGUGUGACCCCCGCGGGGCUCAGCCGCCCCCUCCGGGGGGGCGCUUCUGUCCCAGAGACGCCUCCAGCAGCUGGACUCGGCUGGGGGUGUUUAAUGGGGCUGGGCUUGGGGGGGGCACAUCUCCCCCGAGCAGACCCUCCCCAGCCCCCCAGAGCAGCCUCGGCCCUGCCCGAGUGGGGGUGGUGCUGGGUGGAAUUUUGUAUCCGUGUUUGGGUGGCAGUGGGGGAGGUCUGGCAAAGAGCAUCGGAAGCUGCGGGGGCACAGGGGCCGGGGGACACA